Messenger RNA from Exaiptasia diaphana, 2305 nucleotides. Its product is annotated as putative diacyglycerol O-acyltransferase MT1809. Gene Ontology annotation, biological process: triglyceride biosynthetic process. Bases 131 to 1684 code for a protein of 517 amino acids. Gene Ontology annotation, molecular function: diacylglycerol O-acyltransferase activity; long-chain-alcohol O-fatty-acyltransferase activity. Lineage: Eukaryota; Metazoa; Cnidaria; Anthozoa; Actiniaria; Aiptasiidae. Gene Ontology annotation, cellular component: plasma membrane. The record is from RefSeq and is a predicted model, not a curated record. The transcript has a single exon.
UUGUCCUGUCAUAACAAACAACGAAGAAGGAAAGUACAAGGUCUCAGAUGAUGACAUACCUAAAUAAUUUCAUUAACCAAACAGUGUGCUUCUUACUCGACUUCAGUCCAUAGAUAUUUAGUUAUAAAAAAUGAAUACAUGCGGACCACAGCAUUUAUCGACAAAGACAACCGUCAGUCAGCCAAGUUUGGAACGUGACUCAGGACAGGGCACAAACGCAGCCAGAAUGGAAGGCAUUAUUUUGUUUAUACUGUAUUGUCUUGAUUGUGUCGUGUCGUUCUUCCUUGCAAUUCUCUUCAUUCCCAUUUUGCUUUUGUUUCUUGGUGCGCUUAAUUUUGGAAAAUGGAUUAUUGUAUUGUAUAUAAAAAAGUACAAAAACUGCAUUCCAUUGGAUGAGGAUGAUGCUGUAUGGCAGCAAGAUACCCCAACAAAUCGUCAUAUCAUACAUGCCCUGAUGAUCCUUGAAGGUACUCCAAAUUUAGAGAAGAUAAAAAACAUCGUCUGCGAACGUAUGGUGUUUAAAGUGAAUGAAAAUGGCGAGCGCGUCUGUCCAAGAUUGACCCAAGUUAUAACACAAUGUUGUGGUCAGUUCGUAUGGAAAGAAGAGGAAAACUUUAAAAUUGAGCAGCAUAUUUCACUUUGGCAAGGGGUAGUUCCCAAAAAUAAAGAAGAGCUUGAAAAUGUCCUAUCUGAACUAGCUCCUACUCCUCUACCCAACAGCCUUAGUCCAUGGCAUUUCCAUAUCAUUCCAACAGAGUAUGAGAGACCUUCUUACGCUUUUCUAAUGCGUAUUCAUCACAGUAUGGGUGAUGGUGUUGGGUUGACUAGGGUAUUUGUGAAGAAUAUGUACGACUCUCCACCACUAGGUGGAGAGCCCAGGAAAUUCACUACCAAACAGAGGUUUUAUAUGUGGUGCAAGGCAAUGUUCAUGGGUCCCAUGUUGGUGAUAAAUAAGAUAUUGACAACAGCAGAUGAAUCAGCUCUGCAUGGCCCAGAGCUUUCUGGCGAAAAGGUUAUUGUCUGGUCCGAUGAUGUUUGCCUUGAUCUUGUUAAAGCUGUAAAAAACAAGACAAGAACGACUGUUAAUGAUGUGAUGGUAUCAUGUCUAGCUGGGGCAAUUCAUGAGUACCUCCAGAAUUAUGGACCUUCUAAAAUAGAGGACAUGUGGGCAUCUGUUCCUGUUGACAUUCGAGCCAAUAACAAGUCAUUAAAAGCUUGUAAUAAAUUUGCAUUGGUGUUUCUUCGGCUUCCCAUCGUUGCCAGUGGAUGUCUUGAAAGGUUAUACAAGUCAAAGCAGCGAAUGGAUAUAAUCAAGACAUCUGCCGAGCCACUUAUAACUGCAACAACAUGCAACAUCCUCAUGAUGAUUCCAGAGUUUAUAUCAAGGACUUUGAUAGAUUUUUUUUCAAGUAAAAUGUCUGUUGUUUUGUCAAAUAUUCCAGGUCCUUCUGAACUGUUAAGCAUUGGAGGGGAUGUUGUAUAUGAAGGUUUAUUCUUCCCUCCUGCUCGAGCAAACAUGGGAGUUGGGUUAUCAAUUUUCAGCUAUGGUGGUAAGAUGAGAGUUGGUGUUAUUACUGAUACAAAUGUUGUAUCAAACCCACGUGAAAUUACAAAGGGAUUCAUAAAGCACUUUAACAUGCUUGUCAAUACACUUGACAUUGAUAAAAACAAGAAAAAUGAAUAAUAAUCAUUUCAAACUUCGAGAAAUGAAGCAAACAGCUGUCGUAUUUUAUCUCUUAAUCCUAAAUUGGAUAAUAUACAAACUGUGAAUUUUUUCCUUUUGAAGAUUUUCAUUAUUUACAGGUAACAAAUUAAUAUUGAAUAUGUUGUGAGAAAUUCACAAUUUAGGUUUUUUGAAGUCAGCUGUUAGCUGUUUAAUGAUAAAUAUUAUCAAGCUAASAAUAAAAUAUAUAAACACUUUCAGGAAUAAACACAAGCAGGUGAAAGAAAUUCUGAUCGAUUUAAAGGUUUAUCAAUGAAGUUGAAGGAAAUGGAUAAAAAAAGUGCAGAAUAUUAGAUUAUAAAUUUUAUUUAUCUACACAGUGAAUUAAUGAAAUUUUCAUCUAUAUUAAUAAUGGAUAUAGAAUGGUAAAAAAAUACAAAACAUUGUCAUAUUUGCUGUAUUUUUUUAAUUAAUAGGAAUAUAUAAAACAGAAUGUAACUUUGAUAAAAUGCAUAGAAUGAAAGUUAUUUGGAAAAACKUCUGGUUUCUUCUAUUUAAUGUUUCACAGUCACUCAUGACAAAUGUUAUUAUUMUUUCUAAUGUGUGCUUAUUAGCAUAAUAAAAAUGAGAGCUGUGCAUCUA